This is a messenger RNA of Cutaneotrichosporon cavernicola, 1338 nucleotides long. RefSeq lists its product as uncharacterized. The coding region runs from base 1 to 1338 and encodes 445 amino acids. Gene Ontology annotation, biological process: protein targeting to vacuole; negative regulation of gluconeogenesis; proteasome-mediated ubiquitin-dependent protein catabolic process. The record is from RefSeq and is a predicted model, not a curated record. Lineage: Eukaryota; Fungi; Basidiomycota; Tremellomycetes; Trichosporonales; Trichosporonaceae. The transcript has 2 exons. Gene Ontology annotation, cellular component: GID complex.
AUGCCGACUGAGACUACUGAGCGGUCCCCGCCACCCGCUACCCUCAAGUGCGCUGAAUGCGGCGCGGCGUCUCUAGGGCCGACAGACGGCGUGCUCAUCCUCGGAGAGACGAUGGAUCGCGUGUGCGCCGCCUGUGUCCGCACCCGUGGCGGCACCCAGGCGCUAGCGUCUCCGAUCGACUUGGACCUGUAUCUGUCGCGACUCCGUCUCUCGCCACGCCAGCACGCCGUCGUGAUUGACCUCGCCGCCGCGUCGCGACUGCUCCCAUGUCGUUCACCAUCGCCUUCCUCCGCCCUCCCGGUGUCAUCGCCCAGCUCGUCCACUGGCGCACUGCCAGAGUCGCCGCCCACCAAUCUCCCCUCCCUUCCCGAGUCCACAGUAGUGCGCACGGGCACGCCCAAGGAUGCACAGAAGAACCUUCCUCGCACGUCCUCGUGGGCUACUGCGCCCACACCCGCCUCACCUACCUCACCAGCCCUAGCCUCCGCCCCCUCGACAUACACCGGGCCCAACCCACUUCUAGACGUCGGGCGCGGACGCGCUCGCUCCGAUCCUCGCGGGUGUCUGUACCCCGGCGCAGUGUUCAAGGGCACGCAGCGCUCGGGACGGAGCGCAUACGACGUCGAGAUCCGCCUUGUCGACGUCAGCUUCAUAAACUCGACGUGCUGCGGGUACCUGACCAUUGCGAAUCUGACCGACACGCAUCCCGAGCUGACGACGUUCUUUGACGGCGAGAUCAUCGGGCCAAAGUACGGGUUCACGACGGGGCAGCGGUUUGGCGCGACAGAGGUCGACGACAGGCGGCACUGGGAACGCUUUGAGCCAUACCUUCGUGCCUCGACCAAGGCCGAUAUUGUGCGGCCUGAGAUGCUUCUCCGCGAUCCACUGCCCAGCGUUUCAAGGGGGGAGACGCAGGCGCGCGAGCGCGACUUUGUGUUUCUUCGCAUCAAGGAGAAGUUCCUCGUGCCAGAUCACACGGUGCGCGAUAUCUCGGGGGCUAGCUUUGCUGGCUUCUACUACGCAAUGGUAGACAUGGCGCCAAACGACAUCGAACCCGACUGGAGCGUCGACGCCUGUCCUCGCCCCGUCCGACGACAGAGCACGAGUGUGGUGCGCCCUGACGUUUCUCGGCGUAUGAGCGUCUCGACGUCUGGCCGGCGCGCGUCCACCUCAACAACCCGACCGGACCCAGCGCGUAGGAUGAGCACAGCCCGCAUGCCGCCGCCACCCGAGCCCACGCUUAGAGGGUAUUACUUCCACUCGCUGAACAACGAGUUCCAGGAGCUGUUCGUCCGCCACGUCCCGUCGUCGAGUGCGGGGACGUUUGAGAUGCGUUAA